Thalassophryne amazonica is the source of this 9331-nucleotide messenger RNA. RefSeq names its product phospholipid-transporting ATPase ABCA1-like. Gene Ontology annotation, biological process: transmembrane transport; lipid transport. Gene Ontology annotation, molecular function: lipid carrier activity; ATP binding; ATP hydrolysis activity. The coding region runs from base 200 to 7018 and encodes 2272 amino acids. The record is from RefSeq and is a predicted model, not a curated record. Lineage: Eukaryota; Metazoa; Chordata; Actinopteri; Batrachoidiformes; Batrachoididae. The transcript is spliced from 49 exons. Gene Ontology annotation, cellular component: membrane; intracellular membrane-bounded organelle.
UUUAAGCUGGGCAGAAAAAAAGCGCUUCACCGAGAGAACAGCUGAAAACCUUCGUCACCGUGAAGGAAUAACAUUUAUUCAUUUUCAUUUCUUUUCUUCUAACACUUCAGUUAAUGAGAAGAAAAACAGGUGGCACGCGCACUGAUCUGGAUCAAGUGAGGAGCAGCGGUGUGCUCAGUGUCACUGGGAAGACAGGAACAUGGCAGUCUUCACUCAGCUGGGUCUGCUACUUUGGAAGAACUUCACCUAUCGACGGAGACAAACCAUCCAGUUGCUGAUCGAGAUUGUCUGGCCCUUGUUUAUCUUCUUCAUCCUGAUUUCAGUCCGAAUGUACUACCCACCCUUCGAGCAACAUGAAUGCCACUUUCCUAACAAGGCCAUGCCCUCAGCAGGUACCCUGCCCUGGGUACAAGGUAUCAUUUGUAACGCCAACAACCCCUGCUUCCGCUACCCCACCCACGGAGAGAGUCCCGGGGCUGUGGAAAACUUCAACGAUUCCAUAAUCUCCCGACUGUUCACUGAUGCUAAGAAGAUCCUGUUGUACAGUCAGAAUGAUAAGAGCUACGAGGGCUACAAUGGACUGCUGAGGGCCCUCAGGGAGCUGCAGACGAACACACCCCGUUUCAAACUGAAGGACUUUUUGAGAGACAAUGAGACACUUUCCCACUUCCUGCACCACAAUGCCUCACUUCCUCGUCACGCUCUGCGGCAGAUUGUGGAGGCUGAUGUCAACCUUGAGAAGGUCCUGACCAAAGGUUUUGGUUUCCAUCUCAGAGACCUCUGUAACACCACACCCCUGGAGGAGUUUGUUCACAUUUCUGACCACAGUGUUUCUCAUCUGACACAAGAAAUCAUCUGUAAUUCCUCCACUGACUGGUUGAACCAAGCCCAGAGCCACUUCCUCUCCAACCUCGACUUCCUCAAACCCAUUCGACGAGAUGUGAAGUCGUCUCCAAAAGCUGUUCAGGAAGUCUCGGCUGCAACUGACAGUCUUCUGCAAAGCCUGGGAAACCUGGCUGUGGAGCUCAUCAGUAUGAAGAGCUGGCAGGACAUGCGUAAGGAGAUUCUGUAUCUAACGACCAAUCCCGCAGGCUCUCCUAAACAGAUGUACCAGGCCGUGUCGCGUAUUGUCUGUGGGCACCCCGAGGGAGGUGGCCUCAAAAUCAAGUCUCUCAACUGGUACGAAGACCACAACUACAAGGCCCUGUUUGGAAACCAUGGCAACGACAGUGACAGCGAGCCUCUCUCUGUUUACGACAACUCAUCCACGCCCUAUUGCAACAACCUGAUGCGCAGCUUGGAGUCCAGCCCCAUUUCCAGGAUGAUCUGGAGAGCUCUGAAGCCACUGCUGAUGGGGAAGAUCCUGUACACCCCAGAUACUCCAGCUACACAGAGGAUCAUCCACGAGGUGAAUAAGACCUUCCAGGAGCUGGGUGUAUUGAGGGACUUAGGAGGCAUGUGGGAGGAGAUGAGGAUCAAAAUUUGGAACUUCUUGGAGAAUAGUAAAGAAAUGGACCUUGUCAGGAUCCUGCUGCAAAAUAAUGCCAGCGCUGCUUUCCUUAAUGCUCAGCUCAGUGAGACUGAGUGGCGUGUGUCAAACGUGUCAGACUUCUUAUCCAAGGCCUCAGAGGACCGUAGGCCCGCAGGAUCCUCCUUCACCUGGAGAGACGUCUUUAACGAGACUGACCAGGCCAUACAGCUCAUCUCACGCUUUAUGGAGUGUGUGGACCUGAACAAGCUGGAGCCGGUAGCUAAUGAAGAGCGACUAGUUAAUAAGUCCAUGGGUCUUCUUGACAGCCAGAGGUUUUGGGCAGGAAUAGUCUUCCCCGAUAUCACACGCAGCAGCAGCACUGAUCUUCCUCCCAAUAUCAAUUAUAAGAUCCGUAUGGACAUCGACAAUGUGGAGAGGACCAAUAAGAUUAAAGACGGGUACUGGGAUCCAGGUCCAAGGGCAGACCCCUUUGAGGACCUGCGGUACAUUUGGGGAGGCUUCUCCUACCUUCAGGAUAUUAUCGAGCAUGGAAUCGUCAGAGCCAUCACCGGCUCUAAGGAGCGGACCGGCAUCUACAUCCAGCAGAUGCCUUACCCGUGCUACGUUGAUGACAUUUUUUUGCGGGUGAUGAGCCGGUCGAUGCCUCUGUUCAUGACGUUGGCGUGGAUGUACUCUGUCGCAAUCAUCAUCAAGGGCGUUGUAUAUGAGAAAGAGGCACGGCUGAAGGAGACCAUGAGGAUCAUGGGACUGAACAACGGUAUUCUGUGGCUCAGCUGGUUCAUCAGCAGUUUAAUUCCGCUGCUGAUCAGCGCUGGGUUGUUAGUGAUGUUGUUGAAGGUGGGCAACCUGUUGCCUUACAGUGACUCUGGUGUGGUGUUUCUGUUCUUGGGAUCCUUCGGCGUCGUGACCAUCAUGCAGUGUUUCCUCAUUAGCACCCUGUUUUCUCGUGCCAACUUGGCAGCAGCCUGUGGUGGAAUCAUCUACUUUACCCUCUACCUGCCCUACGUGCUGUGUGUUGCCUGGCAAGACUAUGUGGGCUUUGGGGCAAAAAUUGUUGUGAGUCUGCUGUCUCCUGUAGCUUUUGGCUUUGGCUGUGAGUACUUUUCCCUGUUUGAGGAACAAGGUGUUGGAAUCCAGUGGUCCAACUUGCUGGCCAGCCCUCUGGAGGAUGACAGCUACAACCUGACAACGUCUAUCUGUCUCAUGCUGUUUGACGCCGUGCUCUACGGAAUAAUGACCUGGUACAUCGAAGCCGUGUUCCCUGGUCAGUAUGGGAUCCCCAGACCGUGGUAUUUCCCUUUCACUAAGACCUACUGGUGUGGCGAGAAUGAGGGCAAGAACAUGUCCGCCUCCCUGUUAAAGAAAGACAAUGCUGAAGCGGUGUGUAUUGAAGAGGAGCCGAGUCACAUCGAGCCAGGUGUUUACAUUGAGAAUCUGGUGAAAGUGUACAGCCACGGCAAUAAACUGGCUGUAGAUGGACUCUCUCUGCGCUUCUAUGAAGGACAAAUCACCUCCUUCCUGGGUCACAACGGUGCUGGCAAGACCACAACUAUGUCAAUCUUGACGGGAUUGUUCCCACCCACGUCUGGUACGGCCUACAUCCUUGGCAAAGACAUCCGCAGUGAGCUGAGCACCAUCCGGCAGAACCUGGGUGUUUGUCCCCAGCACAACGUACUUUUCAGCAUGCUGACCGUGGAGGAACACAUUUGGUUUUAUGCUCGUUUGAAAGGACUGCCGGAGGAAAAGGUUAAAGCUGAGAUGGAGCAGAUUGUGAGUGAUGUCGGCCUGCCGCACAAACGAAAGUCACGCACCAGUACUCUGUCCGGAGGGAUGCAGAGGAAGCUGUCAGUGGCACUUGCUUUUGUUGGAGGGUCAAAGGUUGCGAUCCUGGACGAACCUACUGCUGGGGUUGAUCCCUACGCACGCAGAGGCAUCUGGGACCUGCUGCUGAAAUACAGACAAGGCCGAACCAUCAUUCUGUCCACGCACCACAUGGACGAGGCUGACAUCCUGGGUGACCGCAUUGCCAUUAUUUCUCACGGUAAACUGUGCUGUGUUGGCUCCUCGCUCUUCCUGAAGACUCAGCUGGGGACAGGCUACUACCUGACCCUUGUGAAAAGAGACUACGAUGUAUCGCUCCAGUCAUGCAGAAAUUCUGCCAGUACCGUCUCCUACACCAAGAAAACUGAGAAGGAUGACACUGUAUCUGAGAGUAGUUCAGAUGCAGGUCUUGGCAGUGAACCGGAGAGUGAAACUACCACCAUUGACGUGUCCCUCAUUUCCAAUGUAAUCUUCAAACAUGUUCCUGAGGCACGUCUAGUGGAAGAUCUUGGCCAUGAACUCACCUACGUCCUACCCUACCAGUCCGCUAAAGAUGGCGCCUUUGUAGAGCUCUUCCAUGAACUUGACGACCGACUCUCUGACCUAGGAAUAUCCAGCUACGGAAUAGCUGACACCACUCUGGAAGAGAUUUUCCUUAAAGUGGCUGAGGACAGUGGAGUGGAUGCUGUUGAGCUUUCAGAUGGAGUGGUGCCAACUAGGACCCGUCGGAGGCACGCAUUUGGAAACCACCAGAGUUGCCUGAAACCAUUCACUGAGGAUGACAACUUUGAUUCCAACGACUCUGAAGGUGACCCAGAAUCGCGGGACACAGACUGGCUUGGAGGAACUGAUGGUAAAGGGUCAUACAAGGUCAAAGGGUGGAGACUGAAGAGACAGCAGUUUGCUGCUUUGCUGUGGAAACGGUUCCUCUACGCUCGGCGCUCCAGAAAAGGCUUCUUUGCUCAGAUUGUUCUUCCGGCGGUGUUUGUGUGUAUUGCCCUAGUGUUCAGCCUGAUCGUUCCUCCAUUUGGAAAAUAUCCCAGUCUGGCUUUACAUCCCAGCAUGUACGGAGAACAGUUUACUUUCAUCAGCAACGAUUUGCCCAAUGACCACCACACCAACAAAUUACUAGGAGCUCUGACAGAAAAACCAGGAUUUGGAACACGCUGCAUGGAAGGAGAUCCCAUACCUGACACUCCCUGUACAGCUGUUAAGGACAAAUGGACAACCCCAGCAGUCUCUGAGAGUGUGACGGAAAUGUUUGGCAAAGGUAACUGGAGCAUGAAGAAUCCUUCUCCUAUGUGCAAGUGCAGCAGUGAAGGACGUAAACGGAUGCUGCCUGAAUGUCCCGCUGGUGCAGGAGGGCUUCCUCCACCCCAGGUGAAGAUCACUGAGGAAGACACCCUUCAGAACUUAACUGGCAGGAAUGUUUCAGACUAUUUGGUUAAAACGUACGCUCAGAUCAUCGGCAAGAGUCUGAAGAACAAGAUUUGGGUCAAUGAGUUCAGGUAUGGUGGUUUCUCAUUGGGCGCCAGGCGUUCUCAGAUCCUCUCCCACAGAGACAACAUCGAUGACGCAAUCGCUCAGCUGCGGACACGCUUCCAGCUGGAGAGAGGGACUGCAGCGGAUCGUUUCUUACGCAGUCUGUCCAGUUUUAUCCAGACUUUGGACACAAAGCAUAAUGUCAAGAUUUGGUUUAACAACAAAGGCUGGCACAGCAUCAGUUCUUUCCUCAACGUGAUGAACAAUGGCAUCCUGCGAGCGAGUCUACCAGCCGGCAAAGACCCUUCAAAGUUUGGCAUCACUGCCUUCAAUCACCCGCUAAACCUCACCAAGGAGCAGCUGUCACAGGUGGCACUGAUGACGACGUCAGUGGACGUGCUGGUGUCCAUCUGCGUCAUCUUCGCCAUGUCCUUUGUCCCAGCCAGCUUUGUGGUCUUCCUCAUUCAGGAGAGAGUGAACAAGGCCAAACACAUGCAGUUCAUCAGCGGAGUGCAGCCCUUUCUUUACUGGCUCGCUAACUUCGUCUGGGACAUGUGUAACUACAUUGUCCCGGCCACGCUGGUGAUCAUCAUCUUUGUGUGUUUCCAACAAGAAGCCUACGUCUCUUCCACCAACCUGCCUGUGCUCGCCCUGCUGCUCUUGCUGUACGGGUGGUCAAUAACUCCUCUGAUGUAUCCUGCCUCCUUCUUCUUUAAAAUCCCGAGCACGGCUUAUGUGGUUUUGACGAGUGUCAACAUACUCAUUGGAAUCAACGGAAGUGUGUCCACGUUUGUCCUGGAGCUGUUUGGAAGCAACGAGGUUGGCGGUCUCAACGACAUCCUGAAAAAUCUGUUUCUCAUCUUCCCUCACUUCUGUCUGGGCCGGGGACUCAUUGACAUGGUCAAGAACCAGGCGAUGGCUGACGCUUUGGAGAGAUUUGGUGAAAACCGGUUCCGUUCUCCUUUGGCAUGGGACAUGGUGGGAAAGAAUCUGUUUGCGAUGGCCAUAGAGGGCGUGAUCUUCUUCAGUAUCACAGUCCUCAUUCAGUAUCGCUUCUGCAUCAAGACUAGGUCAUCCACCAGUCACUUGAAGCCCAUUGGAGAAGAGGACGAAGAUGUAGCAAGAGAGCGUCAGAGGAUCCUGAGCAGAGGAGGACAAUCAGAUAUCCUGGAGCUCAGACAGCUCACCAAGAUUUACAAACGCAAACAGAAGCCGGCUGUGGACCGUCUGUGUGUCGGCAUCCCUCCUGGAGAGUGUUUUGGUUUGUUAGGAGUGAAUGGAGCAGGAAAAACCAGCACCUUUAAAAUGCUAACUGGAGACUCUGUGGUCACCAGUGGAGAGGCCUACCUGGCUGGAAAGAGUGUUACAAAGGAAAUAGAUGAGGUGCACCAGAACAUGGGCUACUGUCCUCAGUUUGAUGCCAUAAACGACCUGUUAACGGGCAGAGAGCAUCUGGAGUUUUAUGCCAUCCUGAGAGGCGUUCCUGAGAAGGAAGUCUGUGAGGUGGCAGACUGGGGCAUACGGAAGCUUGGGUUGGUCAAAUAUGUGGACAAGGCAGCUGGAAGCUACAGUGGAGGAAACAUGAGGAAACUGUCCACAGCCAUAGCUCUCAUAGGAGGACCGCCGGUUGUUUUUCUGGAUGAACCGACCACGGGCAUGGACCCGAAGGCUCGUCGAUUCUUGUGGAACACCAUCCUGAGUAUCAUCAAAGAGGGACGAUCUGUAGUCCUCACCUCUCACAGCAUGGAGGAGUGUGAAGCGCUCUGCACCAGAAUGGCCAUCAUGGUCAACGGCAGGUUCCGUUGUCUAGGCAGCGUGCAGCAUCUCAAGAACAGGUUUGGGGACGGCUACACCAUCAUCCUGCGGGUAGCGGGGCCCGACCCCGACCUUCACCAGGUGAUGGAGUUCAUUGAGCAGCAGCUGCCCAGCAGCACGCUGAAGGAGAAACACCGUAAUAUGCUACAGUACCAGCUGCCUUCCUCCCUCACCUCCCUCGCCCGCAUUUUCGCCCUGCUUUCCAAGAACAAGGAGGUGCUCAGUAUAGAGGACUACUCAGUCUCCCAAACCACUCUAGACCAAGUGUUUGUUAAUUUCGCCAAGGACCAAAGUGACGAGGACCAUUUGAAAGACGUCCACCUGAGCAAAAGGGACGCUGUCAUGGUGGACAUUUCCGAGAUAAAUAACUUCCUCUUGGACAGCACAGUCAAGGAAGACUGUGUGUGAUUCCACAACAUGCCACCAGGGGUGCCGAUACGCAUGAGCCACCUGCCCUAUCGCAGCUAAACGGACCAGUAACACAGAGAGGAGAGGAACUGUUGAUUUUUAUUAUUAUUAGUAUUUGUAGUAUUUUUAAAUGCUCAUUUCUCAGUGGGCCUGCACUUCAGCGCACAGCCUCUUGAAAAGAGACGAGGCAGAGAGUGAUGGACACUGAACAAAUGAAAACUCAAUGCAAAUCAAUGCAAGAAAACAUAUAUUUAAGAUAAGCAGAUAUUCCUGUGGCGGCUGGAGACUGGUACUUCUCCUUCACCAGAUGGACAGAAAGAAAGAAAGAAAAGACUUGUGAACACUUGAAGUGACGGCAGGAUGACGGCGGCGUGUCGGACUGGACAGCACGCUGACCUUCACAGUGGAUGAAGCAGAGGAGAGCGACAGCAAGAGCUCGACUUUUAAAUUCCGUUCUCAUAGUCGGCGGUCAUCAGUGGGACUGUGUGCCUGUUCCUCUGUGUUGUGACGUAAUGACAACAUAAAACAAAGUUCCAAUCAUUCACUGCCUGCUGGUUUAAAAAAAAAACACUGACUGACUUUUUUUUACUAUUGUUAUUAUUAUUCAGGGUCAAAUCGCUCUAUCUUUGUUACCACGUGCAGUUGUUUGACAAUGCAAAUGAUCAUCAAAGCAUUUACACUCUAGUUAAGUUCACACUUUCAGACUCUACAUUUUUGCAAAUUAGAUUUUAUUUUUAAGAUAAAAUAAGGUUUUAUUUUGGAGGACUUUUUUUUUUUUUGGUCCAGUACAGUUUCUCUUGUGUCGUGUUAGAUAGAAACCAGAACACUCCGUUAUUAGCGCUGUGGAAUAUGAAGAAAAGAAACCAGCAUGUGGAAAAGGAGCUCUUUGUGGAAAUGCUUCAUGAAACUUGGCUGUUUGUUAAAAUUGUGUCCUUCAAUGUCAAAAAAAGAAGAAAAACAUGUGCAGUCUGCUAUAAGGAUGUUUGCACUGUACGUGGACAGUCACCGCAAACUGAUUAGUUAUUUGGUCUUUGAAAGCACCGGUUAUUUUUGACUUCAUGCUUUCAGCCGGGACACGUGUGGACUGUUUUUGUGCAUGUCGAAUUGGGCGGUCAGAUGGAGUUCUGUUCUACGCGCUGGGUUCCUGAGCUACUCAUCACUAGAUAUUGUACAUCUAAAACAUUAAUCUGUUGAAACUCUUCUGGCAGACGGACUGUUUCCUGCAGGUUCAACAUCAUCUCUCGUAAUUGAGGAUUUCUGUAUAAAUUUGAGUAUUUGUUUUUUAUACAAAUGCUUGAAUGAAGUCACAAUGCCAGCAUUCUCCACUUAUUCAAGCACUGGUGUGGAUAUUAUGUAGAGUAAUGAUUAUUUGGGAUGCUGUUUAAAGCUACAGUUGGUUAGAUUUUUGGGCAUUUAUUAGCAGAAAUGGAAUAUCGCAUUUAGAGCCAUCUGUUCUAAAUCUAAAUCUGUUCAGUCGUGUGCAGGUUACCUAUAACAGUCUUGUGCCAAAUGGAGCUCAACACACAGCAUCUAAUCUGAUCAACCAGCAAAAUGUUGUAAAAUUCAGUAUGUAUUUGUUCCAUCAGCACAGCUCAGCAGCUCAGACUUUUCUUUUUGUAGCAAAGUAGGACAUAAAAGCACAGCUAACACUUCCAGUAUCUUCUAAUGAUGUUGCCAAAUUCUAAUAUCUGGUGUCAUCCAGGUUGAACUGUCAGAAAAUUUUUAUUUUAAUGGUUGAGAUGAUAUGGUUGAAAUAUUAUUUUUGCGCCUGUAUUUAGAGGUUAAAAUGUACAUUUCAAUCAGCCAAACACACAGAAAACUACAACAGGGACCACUUUCAAAUUCGUGACACGUCGUCAUAGCGGGUGCUCCACCAUCAUACUUCUUGAGUUCUUUUGGGGCUUUAAAUCACUUUGGGCUUCGGGCUUCCAAACGCUUGAGGGUUUAUCUACCACAAUUCUCUCUGCUAAAUUUGAGCACUUUAAUGGUUUGGCAGCCUUUUGUUUCACGUGUAGAAAUAACUCAAUUAAUGAGUAACAUUUAAAACAUCUCACACUGGAACUGGGACGUGGUAAGAUGAAGCCACGCCACUGCGAAAAUAAAACUUUGAAACUUGAACAAAGACUUACAGGUGAUGGAGGUACAUGAGUAGAAAAAAAAGCAGUUAGUAGUGAGAUUUUUUUAAGUGUAGUAUUUUGGUGAUUAUUUCCUUUUCUCGUUAUUUGUUUACAUUUUGAAGUAUUAAAAAUGGUUGAGUCUGUUACUCAUUGUGUAUUGUUCCAAUUUACAUUAAUAAAGUUCAUACGUUUUGAA